AAGAUACUCAUAAUUUGAACUUUUGAGUACUUUUAUUUAAGAUUAAAAAAUGGGUAGGAAUGUUCAGCUGUUAUACUUCAAGUUACUGCCACACGAGACAAACUAGUUUUAUUAUAUACUUCAAUAGUUCCUAAAGUGGGUAAAUUCUCCAAAACGUGGUUUGUAUCUGUGAGGAAAUGCUUGGAAAAGUCAAAGCUUAUCCUGCGAGCAGGCAUUAUGGUGUCAUAUAGCUGUUGGCCCCUAAGCAUAUGCAAUUUACUCUCUUCCAUAAACUUUCAUGUUCGGACAAGUAGAAAACAAUCUUUUGAAUUCAUCAAUGUUGGUAAGUUGUAUCAGUAGCAAUAUAGUUGUGAAUGAUGCAAGUCUGAAUCCAACAUUUGCAUUUUUCUAUUCUUCCAAAUGCUACUAGCACGUCAAACAUAGAUAUAUUGAUAAUAUAUUAUAUUCUUUUUUAAGUUUCCUUUUUCUGGAAUCCCAAAUGCACACUAAGUUAUAAGCAGAAACAUUUAAAGCCGGCUACUGAUUUUUUUAUAUGAUUUGUGACAUAUAAAUAAGCUUCUCUAUCUUAUAAAAUGGGGGAAUCACAUACCAUAAAACAGUCACCAUUUCAGCAUCUAGCUUUCUGUCCUCAACCCUUUUGCAUAUCAUGGGGUUUGCCAAAAUUUUGAGUUUCACCUUUCUCCUCUUUAUUGGAUAUACUUUGGUGAAUGGAUCCACCCCAAAGCAUUAUAUAAUUUACAUGGGAGAUCAUUCACACCCCAAUUCAGAGUCUGUCAUCAGAGCAAACCAUGAGAUACUAGCUUCAGUUACUGGAAGUCUCAGUGAAGCAAAGGCAACAGCUCUACACCAUUACAGUAAAAGCUUUCGAGGUUUCUCCGCCAUGAUUACGCCAGAGCAAGCUAAUAAGCUGGCAGAAUAUAACUCUGUUGUGUCUGUUUUUGAGAGCAAAAUGAAUAAGCUCGACACUACACAUUCUUGGGAUUUUCUUAGAUUAGACUCGGUCUACAAGAAUAACCAUAUAGCUCUGGAUUCCACUUCUAAUAUCAUUGUUGGUGUCAUUGACUCUGGGGUGUGGCCGGAAUCAGAAAGCUUCAAUGAUUAUGGAUUGGGUCCUGUGCCUGAGAAAUUCAAGGGAGAGUGUGUUACUGGUGAUAAUUUUACACUAGCAAAUUGCAACAAGAAAAUCGUUGGUGCGCGGUUCUAUUCAAAAGGGUUUGAAGCAGAAACUGGUCCUCUGGAAGACAUUGUCAACAAUAUUUUCUUCAGGUCAGCUAGAGAUAGUGAUGGACAUGGAACACACACUGCAUCCACAAUUGCAGGAUCCAUUGUUGUCAAUGCUAGCUUAUUUGGCAUUGCCAAAGGAACUGCUAGAGGUGGUGCCCCAAGUGCAAGACUUGCUAUCUACAAGGCCUGUUGGUUCGAAUUGUGCAGUGAUGCUGAUGUUUUGUCUGCCAUGGAUGAUGCCAUUCAUGAUGGUGUUGACAUACUUUCNNNNUCCCUUGGCCCUAAUCCUCCACAGCCAAUUUACUUUGAGAAUGCACUCAGUAUAGGAGCAUUCCAUGCAUUCCAAAAGGGAAUUCUCGUUUCUGCUUCAGCUGGAAACUCAGUUUUUCCUCGCACUGCUUGUAAUGUUGCUCCUUGGAUCCUCACGGUUGCUGCUAGCACGGUAGACAGAGAGUUCAGUUCAAACAUCUACCUUGGUAAUUCAAAAGUUUUGAAGGGUUUAUCUUUAAAUCCGAUAAAAAUGGAAGAUUCUCAUGGUUUGAUAUAUGGAAGUGCUGCUGCAGCCUCUGGAGUUUCAGCUACAAAUGCUAGCUUCUGCAAGAACAAUACUCUAGACCCUAACUUAAUCAAUGGAAAAAUUGUUAUCUGCACAAUUGAAAGAUUCACUGAUAACAGAAGAGAGAAGGCCAUAAUAAUAAGGCAAGGUGGUGGUGUUGGAAUGAUACUUAUUGAUCAUAAUGCAAAAGAUGUUGGUUUUCAGUUUGUCAUUCCAAGCACUCUUAUUGGUCAAGAUGCUGUAGAAGAGCUUCAAGCAUACAUAAACACAGAUAAGAAUCCUACUGCUAUAAUUUCCCCAACAGUAACUGUUGUUGGUACCAAACCUGCACCAGAAGCAGCAGCUUUCUCUUCCAUGGGGCCAAAUAUAAUAACACCAGAUAUUAUUAAGCCUGACAUCACAGGACCUGGAGUGAAUAUUUUGGCAGCAUGGUCUCCAGUGGCUACUGAAGCCACAGUCGAACAACAAUCUGUCAACUAUAACAUCAUUUCAGGAACAUCAAUGUCUUGUCCACACAUAUCUGCAGUUGCAGCAAUUAUAAAAUCUUACCACCCAUUAUGGACACCUGCAGCCAUAAUGUCUGCAGUUAUGACAACAGCAACAGUAAUGGAUAACACAUACCACCUCAUAGGAAGAGAUCCAAAUGGAACUCAAACCACGCCAUUCGACUACGGAUCCGGGCAUGUUAAUCCAGCUGCAUCGCUCAAUCCUGGAUUAGUAUAUGAUUUCAGUUCCCAAGAUGUUCUCGAUUUUCUCUGCAGCAAUGGUGCAAGUCCAUCACAACUCAAAAACAUCACUGGUGAACUUACUCAAUGCCAGAAAGCUCCUAUAGCAUCCUACAACUUCAAUUACCCUUCAAUUGGUGUAUCAAACUUGAAUGGAAGUUUAUCUGUUUAUCGCACCGUUACGUACUAUGGUCAUGAACCAGCAGUAUAUGUAGCAAGUGUUGAAAAUCCAUCUGGUGUGAAUGUUACAGUUACACCAGUGGAAAUGAAGUUCUGGAAAAUGGGGGAGAAGACAACUUUCAGGAUUGAUUUCAACCCUUUCAUGAAUAGCAAUGGAAACUUUGUGUUUGGUGCAUUGACAUGGAACAAUGGUAGACAAAGGGUUAGGAGUCCUAUUGGUCUUAAUGUACUGUCAACAUAGAGUUGAGUGCUCUCACACUUGGUUCUACUUUUGGAAAAGUCAAAAUCAAUUUUGGAGGUUAAAAUUGGA
Messenger RNA from Cicer arietinum (chickpea), 2995 nucleotides. NCBI's taxonomy places the organism in Eukaryota, Viridiplantae, Streptophyta, Magnoliopsida, Fabales, Fabaceae. The record is from RefSeq and is a predicted model, not a curated record.